ACCGUAUAGCUACUCAUUUUGACGAUGUCCAUACUUCGAUCAAGCUAGAGAUAUCAAGAAAUCUCAAUAUCAACUUUUCGCUUGAUUUCUUGUCACAAUAUUGACUUCUUUUUUCAAAAGCUUGUCCAUUGUGUUCAUAUUUUCUAUUCUCUCCGACACGGAAUUCAUUGAUUGAUUGAAUUCUUGCACUGUUGGACUUUUCCUUAAUCUUCAUCAUGUCAGAUAAACAUUCAAUUCACUCGGAAGACGAACCUUCCUGGAGUCCAAAAGAUGUUGAGGAAAGUCUUCUUCCUGCAGAAAUCAAUGGGCUAAACAAAGGCAUUAAAAAGUGCCACCGCUCUUACCUCCGGUGUUGUACCGGUCAAAUCAUAUCUUUUUGCUUGGGUGCUCUUUUUGCAUUCAUCACAUUUAGUCUGGCUUGGAGCGGACCAAGACUUGAUUCUAAAUUAGAAAAUGAUAAAUGGAGUAUGUCUACUUUCCCCCUUGUUCGCUCGUUCAUGCUAACACAAUCAUCUAGCCCAGAAUACGGAGCUCCGGGGUCUUGUAUCAGCGCCUACAAAAAAAGUGAGAUUCGAUGGGACAUUUAAUCGUUCGUCUCCUUAUAAAGGCCCGCCAUCGCCUGAAGUUGACGCUUUAUGGGAUGAGGUAACAGAGUGUAAGUGCUAUUAUCCCUUUGUAGAUAUUCACUAAAUAUUUGAAGUGGGAACCAUGAGUAUUUCUGAGGAUGUCUUCCAACACCUGAACGCCUCAAAACACGCAGUCAAACUGCCAAGUAGCCUUGGAGGUGGCCGACUCGCAGUUUUUGAGACGAUUCAUCAAAUACAUUGUGUGGUAAGUAGCCGAAUACGCGAUUUAAAAGUUUGUCUUUAACUUUAUCGAAGCAAGCGUUAUGGCAGGCAGCCUAUCCUGAGUAUUAUACCAAACAAACAAAAUUCAAGAUCAGUCAUCCGAAAGAUUGGUAUAAUCACCUAGGUGAAUCACAUCUAAACUAAGAGCUCUGCAACUUUGCUAAUCCAAAAACCUAGAUCAUUGUGCGGAUAUGCUCCGACAGAAACUGAUGUGCGACGCUGAUACUGCUUUCAUCACUUACAAUUGGAUGAAGGGAUAUAGAAGUCCCAGCCCGAACUUCAAUGUCCAGCAUGAGUGUCGAGAUUUCAAUGCUAUUUUGGAGUAUGCUCGUGACAAUCAAGUGGAUAAGGAAAACAGUGAACGGAUAGAUUUCAAUCGCUUAAAGCCAGACGAUGGACUGAUAAUGGAAUUUGAGGGCGAGCCUCCAUUCGACCCUGACGCAGUGCCAUCCAUACGUCAGCAAUAAGAGUUGUAAAUUAGUAUAUUUUGAGGAAAUUAGCCUUCUUCCUCAGCAGGAUUCAUAGCGAUAAGAAUGUGCACUUGAAUUACCUUGAUUGGAACGAAAU
Sclerotinia trifoliorum is the source of this 1415-nucleotide messenger RNA. The record is from the annotation of a GenBank genome assembly. Lineage: Eukaryota; Fungi; Ascomycota; Leotiomycetes; Helotiales; Sclerotiniaceae.